AUGGUAGGAAUGCUCACCGAUGAAGAAACAGAGGACCGUCAGCCUUGGACCCUGUUCUUUGAUGGGUCGGCCACGAGUAAUGGAGGUGGAGCUGGAGUCGUGUUAAUAGACCCUGCAGGCAACACCAAAGCUUUGUCAUUCAAGUUGGGUUUUCCAUGCACCAAUAAUACAGCUGAAUAUGAAGCUUUUAUUAUCGGCAUGUCUACUGCAGUGGAAAUGGGUAUGAGGAAUAUCAAUAUCAUUGGAGAUUCAAACCUGGUUAUUAGCCAAAUGAGAGGCAACUUUGCAGUAAAGGAAGCAGCCCUAGCACCAUACAGGACCUUGGCCCAGAAACUGAUCAGAAUGUUUGAUCAAACAACUCUGGAACACAUACCCGGAUCCACUAGUAGGUACGCAGAUGCCUUGGCUACCCUCGGGUCUAAACUGUUGUUCACAAAGGAGCAGCCAAAUGUCAUGGUUACUCGGAAAAGCAAGCCAUCCAUAGAAGCAUUAGCUCUUCCAGAACUACCCGAAGAGGAUGAUUGGCGAAAACCAAUUAUAAGCAGCCUAAUAUGCCGAAGCAAGAGACACGAUCUGAAGAAUGUGAAGGAAUAUAUGCUCCUUCAUAAGGAGCUGUACAAGCGACUCUCGAGCGGUGUUCUAGCCAGGUGCAUUUGUGAAAAAGAAGCCAAGCAGAAAUUGAGUGAAGUACACGAGGCUACCUGCGGAUUGGAGCAAGUGGCUGCAUGCUCCAAAUGUUCUGUGUUACCCUUAGAAGGGGAAGUCCUUAUAACGACAACGGCAGACGAUUGGAGAACCCCAUAUUUUGAGUUCCUGCUUGACAAAGUCCUUCCGACGGAUGCAAACCUUAGAUACAAGUUAAUGAGGACAUCGAAGAGGUACUUUAUGGAUGGGGGAGUCUUGUAUAGAAGAGGAUUCAAUGGAAAACCACUGCGAUGUCUUGGAGCUGCAGAAUCACAGCAAGUGUUAGAAGAGAUGCAUGCAGGAGAAUGCGGUGAACAUCAAGGGAAAAGAAAGCUUUACCGUCAGCUGUUGAGUCUUGGCUAUCAUUGGCCAACAAUGCAAAAAGACGCCCACCUAAAGGUGAAGAAAUGCCACUCAUGCCAAGCACAUGCCAAUCAAACUCACAAGCCAUCAGCCACUCUUCAAGACAUGCGAACACCUUGGCCCUUCCACACUUGGGGGCUCGACUUUGUAGGAAAAAUCAAUCCAGCAUCCAAUGGGCAUGGGAUCCCCUACAAGAUUGUCACAGACAAUGGAACCCCUUUUGUAAACCAAGAAGUCAGCAAAAUGCUCAGAGGAUAUGGGAUCAAGCAUCGCAAGUCCACUCCUUAUUACCCUCAGGGAAACGGACAGGCAGAAGCUACAAACAAGACAUUACUAAGAAUUCUGAGCAAAAUGGUGUUCGAAUAUGAGCAAGGAUGGAGUACCCAUCUUCCGGAUGCCUUAUGGGCCUACCGCACCUCACCCAGAACUGCUACUGGUUUCUCCCCUUACUCGCUGGUGUAUGGAUCAGAAGCCAUUUCUCCAGUAGAACUAGCAGUCCCGACAGCCAGAAUACUGACAGUGAAUGACACGGAAUGGGAUGCUGAAUCUUGCUCCCAUUGGCGGCUCAUAGACUUGGAAGCAGCAGAUGAGUAA
This is a messenger RNA of Rosa chinensis, 1641 nucleotides long. RefSeq lists its product as uncharacterized. The record is from RefSeq and is a predicted model, not a curated record. The transcript is spliced from 3 exons. NCBI's taxonomy places the organism in Eukaryota, Viridiplantae, Streptophyta, Magnoliopsida, Rosales, Rosaceae. The coding region runs from base 1 to 1641 and encodes 546 amino acids. Gene Ontology annotation, molecular function: RNA-DNA hybrid ribonuclease activity; nucleic acid binding. Gene Ontology annotation, biological process: DNA integration.